ACGCACACUGAUCGGUUUCACGAUAAUUUUUUGACUUUUUUCUUUCUUUUCGUUUCUUCUGGGGAGGCGAUUUGGUGUUGCUUUGCUUCUCUGGUGCAUUACUCUCUUUCUUUCCCCCUGCGGGAUUGGGAAGGCUGUUCGGUGGAAGGUUUGGGGUUUGCUCGCAAAACUAGGCUGCAAUCUCUCCAAAAUGGAUUUGCGGGCCCGGCCAAAGAGGAACGACAUGCUGUUCGAUAUCAUUGGGAAUCUGCCAGAGGAUCUUGUCGCUGAGGUUUUGUCAUAUCUUCCCGAUAUGUCGGAUAUGCGUCGACUGAUUCAUUGGCAAACGGUAUGUCUUUUGCCUACGCAUAUUCAUCGUCCUGUUUCUAGUUUACGCCCUUCUGGUUUUGCUCGUGAAGUGCAAUAUUGAUGACAAACAAAGGUUUCCAAAACAUGGAGGAGAAUACUGCACUCCCCAAUGACAAAAGUCUAUCACCAACUCCUCCUUCACAACAUCCACCUACGGGCACUCCUGCCGCCACCGCACUACUACGGGAGUGGUCAUUCAUUCUACUCCUAUGCCGUCUUCCGCAGAGCCCUGCGGGCGGACCUGGCCAUCCGUAAGGGCAAUUUCCGCUCCGCAACGCCGCAGAUGUAUGACGCUUGCAGGGGUUACGUCAAGGAGGAGAGCUACGGAGCUGUAGACGGGGGCCCAUUCUUCUCGGAUGGGUUUCUGGUCUGGUUGGAGAGGAGCUCGAAUCUCAUGACGGGCGGGAAGACGAUCCGCGUGCGGUAUCUGGAUUUUUCGAAUGUCAAUAAGACCUCGGCGAAGCAGCAGCCCGUUUCCAAGUCCAUAUUCGUCACGCAGUUCGAGAGGCCCGGCGAGUCGGAGACGCAGCUCGGAACUGUAUUCAAGAAUACUUCGAAUCAUUGGAUUGCGAUGGGAUACGGGUCUGGGAUUGUUGCCUUUUGGUCUUUCAUGGAGUAAGUUCCCUCGGGGGGUUUCCCGCCCAUUUGGAUUUUGUGGGCGGUGGGUUGUUAACUUGGGGGGAUAGCAAGUAUAUUACUGUGAUGGGUCUACAUGAGUCGAAUAAAAUCCUUUGGAAACUACCGCUAUCAGCCCUUCUGCCUCCGCCGGAUGGUGGGAAUUUAUACAUCCGGGAGAUUUUCUGUAGUAAGGACUACCUUAUUAUCAGUAUCUCGCGAUCGGCUACCCUGCAGGUGUUUUCCAUGUCGAGCCGGAAACGAAUUCACUUGAUCAACCUUCGGGAAGGGUAUCACAAUAAGGAAACGACGGACUUCUACUAUGAUACCGUUGCUAGUGGGAAUGCCGAAUACGCUGCCGGGAUUGGGGAUAAUAGGUACUUUAUGUAUGCUAACACCGGGCCGACCACCUUCUAUCAUAAUAUUAUCCCAAGCUAUCGCGAGACGCCUUCAGAGUUCUGCUUCUACUGCUGGGACUUAAAGCCGCAAUCUCCUGAUGCAGAAAGCCGCUAUUCCUGGAACGACCAGCCAGAAUCCCUUGAGGCGGAGGAACUUUUGUCGAAUAUCCCGGAGCCCCAAUUCAACAUUCCAAUCGACCCAUUGGCAUCUAAUCAAAGCAUCUCAUCCGCCGACGCUCCAAAACCGCCAAGAUAUAACCCACCACUAACCUUCCUUCGUCCAAUGAGCCGGCGCUCCAUCAAUCUCUCCUGGCAGAACCCUAUCCGUUUCACCUCCCCCAAGAUAAAACUCAAUACCUCGACCCGCGAGCUCCUCUUUUACUGUCCACAACGCUGUCAUCCGCCACACAUCUACUUCCGUUUCUCAUACCCAGAUCCCCCAAAUCCAGACCCCCCAAAAGCCCUCCGCGCCGAAGAAGUGCCCUGGUGCGACUCCUGCAUGCACGACCCAUACCGUCAUACCGCGCGGGGGUACACACCUGCCCUCCGCCAGGAUGAUAGUCGGUUCGCGCGUCUAGAACUCGAGUACAACACAGAACUAAUCUUCAGUGACCAAUCCCGAUGGUACCGCUUCGCCCUCUCUCCCAUUUCCGUUCUCCGGGGCGGAAAAUCUCUUUGCGGAGCUAUAACCGGAAGGAAAGAGCACCGCUGCAGAUUACAAAUGCUAAAACCGAACCCACCGCCCCACUCUUUGGAUGAUGGGAGGAAGACGAGCGUUGGUGGUGGGAUACCAGGCGAGAUGAAGGCGCACUGGGAUGUGUCUAUGGGAAAGAAAGCACCGCGGGGGAGUGCGCAAAGGUACGCGAAUAGAGUUUGGGUGGGUGGUGGAUGGGAGGGUGUGGCGGUGCUUUUCAACGGGAAGUUUGCCGUGUGGAGGUGGGGCGAUUACGAAGCUGAGGAGGAGGAUGUGUUUAAGGAGGUGGCAGGCACGAGGAGGGUGUUUAGGAGGCGGCCGAGGAGGCAGAGCUGGCUACCGUGGAAGGCGUAAAUGUAGCUAUUUAUUUGCGCGGUGCCGAGCCCGGGGGAGCUUCGUCUUAUCACGUCUUUUCUUUUUUUUGUUUCAGUCGUGGAGUUCAGUAUGUUGUAGCAUCCGCCCGGAGUUGCUCGUCACAAGAUUUCACUGCCUGCCCCGUGUAUGUCCGGACAGAUCGAUAUUUAGUGCUGCAAA
Messenger RNA from Tuber aestivum (summer truffle), 2589 nucleotides. NCBI's taxonomy places the organism in Eukaryota, Fungi, Ascomycota, Pezizomycetes, Pezizales, Tuberaceae. The record is from the annotation of a GenBank genome assembly.